CAAUCAGAGGUAUCCUGUUAUCUUGAGCCGUUUUCAUACCGUAACGAAGAAAAUCAUCCAGUAUUAUCACGAGCAGUUUGGACAUGCGAAUAGAGAGACAGUGUUCAACGAGAUACGGAAGAAGUUUGAAAUCCCGAACCUUCGUGCAGCAGUCUCUAGAGUAGCCGGUGAAUGCGUAUGGUGCAAAGUGCAUCGGUGCGUUCCACAUACUCCGCGCAUGGCACCACUGCCGGUUCAGCGUGUUACGCCUGGAAAACGCCCCUUCAACUCUGUCGGCGUGGAUUACUUGGGCCCUGUGGAGGUGACAGUUGGACGCCGAAAGGAAAAAAGGUGGGUCGCCGUUUUCACUUGCUUAGCGGUGCGUGCAGUGCACCUGGAAGUGGUGCAUUCCCUUUCAACGCAGUCGUGUCUCAUGGCACUAAGCAGAUUUGCCAGUAGGUAUGGGAAGCCAGAAGAGAUAUUCUCCGACAAUGCGACUUGUUUUCGAGGAGCGUGGAACGAAAUGGUAAAGGCCAAACAACAAAUCAACAGAAAGUGCGCCGAGGAAUUCAUCAGUUCAACUACUGCCUGGUAUUUCAAUCCCCCCGGCACCCCGCACAUGGGCGGUGUUUGGGAACGGAUGGUGCGAUCUGUAAAGGAAUCGAUGAAAGCGCUGGAUGACGGAAGGAAACUCACUGAUGAAAUCCUGAAAACAACAGUAGCAGAAGCAGCAGAUAUGAUCAACACGCGUCCACUCACGUACAAGCCUCAGGAACCCGCAGGCGAGGAAGCACUAACGCCAAACCAUUUUCUGCGAGGUGCAGUGACCAGUGCGGAUAUCCAGGUGGAGCCAGUGAGUGCAGCGGAGGCUCUACGAAACGUUUACAAACGUGCCCAGUACCUAAGCGACCGUAUGUGGGAGCGGUGGAUCACCGAGUAUCUACCUACGAUCAACAAACGCAGCAAAUGGUUUGACGAUAAGCGACAGUUGAGUGUUGGGGAUUUAGUUUUUCUGGUGGAUGGGAAAAUUCGGAAGAAUUGGAGGCGUGGAAAGAUAGUAGAAGUAUUUCCGGGAACAGACGGGACCAUUAGACAAGUCAGCGUGAGGACAGCAGACGGGAAGCUACAUCGCCGGGGAGCGGUUAACAUUGCGGUAAUGGAGAUAGUUGAAGGUAAAUCCGGAACAAGAAGUAACGCCGGAUGUUACGGGCCGGGGUCUGUUACCGCGACUGAACCUGCAAGCGGAGCAUCCCUCGGUCGAUGGUGACGUUUGGUUUUUCGCAACUAGCUCCCGCUCUUUGUGUCCGUGUGUGAACUGUCAAAAAACCGAAAAAGUUCACAUGUGGUUUGUUCUUUAUUGUACCCAGAAGCUGCCAUAGGAAUAACCUGAAUACUUACCGAAUACUUACCGAAAACAAAAGUAGGAAAGAGGAAAGGAAGAUAGUUAGAAAAGCUGGUCGGAAGGUAUUAGCGUGGGAGGAAAAUUUGAAAGUAAGAGAGAGAAAUUAAAUGUUAAAGAUGGAAAUUAAUAAAAGUUUAUUUAGUUUUAGCCUGCAUAAAAAAGGUGCUUGCUCAUUAUUUCUUUCCG
This is a messenger RNA of Topomyia yanbarensis, 1567 nucleotides long. RefSeq lists its product as uncharacterized. The transcript has 2 exons. NCBI's taxonomy places the organism in Eukaryota, Metazoa, Arthropoda, Insecta, Diptera, Culicidae. Gene Ontology annotation, molecular function: nucleic acid binding. The record is from RefSeq and is a predicted model, not a curated record. Bases 218 to 1246 code for a protein of 342 amino acids. Gene Ontology annotation, biological process: DNA integration.